Pogoniulus pusillus (Red-fronted tinkerbird) is the source of this 2548-nucleotide messenger RNA. It is a transcript of the gene BRD3, whose product is annotated as bromodomain containing 3. NCBI's taxonomy places the organism in Eukaryota, Metazoa, Chordata, Aves, Piciformes, Lybiidae. Gene Ontology annotation, biological process: regulation of DNA-templated transcription; chromatin remodeling. Gene Ontology annotation, cellular component: chromatin; nucleus. The record is from RefSeq and is a predicted model, not a curated record.
GUCGAGCUCGGUAGCGCAUCUAUUAUACUGCCUUGCCGAGGAUAAAAAGAAGAGCAACUGGAGGGACUGUAAGGCAAACGUUGCUGGAGCUGCCGGGGCAAAGUUGCAUGACUGGACCCUGGAAAUGGGAUGUCAGUCCCGUUCAGGGAGCAUAAAGGAAGCCAGAAGAUCUGCCUGCUGCUGUGACAGCGAGUGAGAGCGCGAGCGGGAAGAUGUCGGCGGUCACCUCAGCGAUCCAGGCUCCUCAGGGCCCUGUCAAUCCACCGCCCCCUGAGGUCACCAACCCCAACAAGCCUGGCCGGAAGACCAACCAACUGCAGUACAUGCAGAAUGUUGUGGUGAAGACCUUGUGGAAGCAUCAGUUUGCUUGGCCUUUCUACCAGCCUGUCGAUGCAAUUAAGCUGAAUUUGCCGGAUUAUCACAAAAUCAUUAAAAACCCCAUGGACAUGGGGACGAUCAAGAAACGCCUGGAACACAACUACUACUGGAGUGCCAGUGAAUGUAUGCAGGAUUUCAACACCAUGUUUACAAACUGUUACAUUUAUAACAAGCCCACAGAUGACAUUGUCCUCAUGGCCCAAGCCCUGGAGAAGAUAUUUCUGCAGAAGGUUGCCCAGAUGCCUCAGGAAGAAGUGGAAUUAUUACCCCCAGUUCCUAAAGGCAAAGGUCGCAAGCCGUCAGCAGGCACGCAGAGCGCAGGAGCGCAGCAAGCCGUGGCCGUGUCUUCCGUCUCCCCACCGGCCCCGUUCCAGAGCGUCCCUCCAGCCGUUUCCCAGACGCCUGUCAUUGCUGCCACCCCUGUGCCAACCAUCACCGCCAACGUCCCGCCUGUCACUGCCCCUCCCGCCGCCGCGCCCCCUCCUCCAGCCGCUCCGAUCAUGCCCGUGGUGCCUCCUACUCCCACCGGUCGUCAAGUGGUGUCCUGUCGCUGUUGCAGAAGGAAGGGAGUGAAGCGGAAAGCGGACACCACACCCCCACCACCUCGGCCAUCACUGCCCAGCCGCAGCGAGUCCCCCACGCCCCUCUCGGACCCCAAGCAGGCCAAUGAUCAUUCGCCCGGCGGAGAGAGCGGCGGCAGGCCCAUCAAGCCACAGAAAGACCUGGAAGAUGGAGAGGUCCCCCCCAGCACGCAGGGAAAGAAAGGCAAACUCUCUGAGCACCUCAAGUACUGUGACAGCAUCCUCAAGGAGAUGCUCUCCAAGAAGCACGCAGCCUACGCGUGGCCCUUUUACAAGCCCGUGGAUGCAGAGGCCUUGGAGUUACAUGACUAUCACGACAUUAUCAAACACCCCAUGGAUCUCAGUACUGUUAAAAAAAAAAUGGACAGCCGAGAGUACCAGGAUGCGCAGGGCUUUGCAGCAGACAUCCGGUUAAUGUUCUCUAACUGCUACAAGUACAAUCCUCCAGACCACGAGGUGGUGGCCAUGGCCAGGAAGCUCCAGGAUGUCUUUGAGAUGAGAUUUGCAAAAAUGCCUGAUGAGCCUGCAGAGGCUCCCCCUCCUCCUCCUCCAACGGCGCCAGUGGUGAGCAAAAGCACAGAGAGCAGUCACAGCAGCGAGGAGAGCUCCUCUGACUCGGAUAGCUCCGACUCGGAGGAAGAGCGAGCGACUCGGCUGGCUGAGCUCCAGGAGCAGCUAAAGGCUGUCCAUGAGCAGCUAGCUGCCUUGUCACAAGCACCAGUGAACAAACCAAAGAAAAAAAAAGAGAAGAAAGAAAAAGAGAAGAAAAAGAAAGAUAAGAAGGAUAAAGAAAAGCACAAAGUAAAAGUGGAGGAGGAAAAGAAACCCAAGGUGGCUCAACCACCAAAACAAACCCAACAGAAGAAGGCCCCAGCUAAGAAAGCAAACAGCACAACCACAGCUAACAGGCAGCCCAAGAAAGGAGGCAAACAGGCGUCUGCGCCCUACGAUUCAGACGAGGAGGAGGAAGGUCUGCCCAUGACCUACGAUGAGAAACGACAGCUCAGCUUGGACAUCAACCGCCUGCCCGGGGAGAAACUGGGCAGGGUGGUGCACAUCAUCCAGUCCAGGGAACCUUCCCUCAGAGACUCCAAUCCUGAUGAGAUAGAAAUAGAUUUUGAGACGUUAAAACCCACCACCUUGCGGGAGCUGGAGCGCUACGUCAAGUCGUGUUUACAGAAAAAGCAGAGGAAACCCUUCUCUGCAAGUGGCAAAAAGCAAGCAGCAAAGUCAAAAGAAGAGUUAGCUCAGGAAAAGAAGAAGGAACUAGAAAAACGGUUACAGGACGUCAGUGGGCAGCUAAACAACAAGAAACCUGCAAAGAAAGAGAAAUCCGGCUCAGCAGCCUCUGGAGGCCCUUCCAGGCUCAGCAGCAGCAGCUCCUCAGAAUCUGGGAGCAGCAGCUCCAGCGGCUCCAGCUCAGACAGCAGCGACUCGGAAUGACUUAACGGACACUUAGCCACCAAAUGGACAUCACCAACCCUCCCCCCACACUCUGCAGUGUUCCUUUAUCUCCUCUGUAUACUGCUCUUGUUCCAUGGUGGUCAGGUUUUGGGUAUGGCUUUUUUUUUUUUCUCUCCUUCUCUCCU